Erythranthe guttata (spotted monkey flower) is the source of this 2244-nucleotide messenger RNA. The record is from RefSeq and is a predicted model, not a curated record. Lineage: Eukaryota; Viridiplantae; Streptophyta; Magnoliopsida; Lamiales; Phrymaceae.
UAGAAAUAAAGCUUUAGAAUUCUGCACUUUCAUCGCCGAUAAUUUCUAGUGUGGCGGGUGGGGAAGAAAUGAAGGGUCAUGAAUCAAAGAUGGCUAGAAUGGAAGAUAUAUUAAACCUACCAGUUCAAGAUCCUCCAUACACUGAAUUUUCUGCAGCUCAUAUAAAUUGGGUCAAAGUUGAAGGUGGUCGUCAAGGGGGUGAUGACAUUGCCCUAAUUCCGUUUUCCAGAGUCGAAGAUUUCGUGAAAGGCGAAUCCAGUAAUGCAGAUUGCCCAGCUAACUUCCGUGUAGAAUCGAGAAGGAAAAGACCCGAAGGAAGUCUGAACAAACCAAGAGUCGAUGGAUAUCUCGAGUAUACACUGUAUUGGUGCUCUUACGGUCCAGAAGACUACAGAGACAUCGAACCCCAAAUUGGAGAAAACACGAGCACCAAACCCUCUUCGGGCAAGGGAAGUAGGCCCGGAAGAAGGCACAUGAUGCGGGGGUGCAUUUGUCAUUUCACAGUCAAACGUUUGUACACUCGCCCGCAACUCGCUCUCAUCAUCUACAACCAGAGAAGCCAUGUGGAUAAGAGUGGGGCCCCAUGCCACGGCAUCCUCGACCAAGAAUCCGUGGGUACAAGAGCAAUGUACGCUCCUCGAAUAUCUGAGGAGCUUCGUCAGAAGGUGAUGUCACUGCUCCAUGUCGGAACAUCAUUGGACGCUAUUGUCCAGCACCACAUGGAGGAAGUGCAGAGGCACGGUGGGCCCCACAGCAGGGAUGAUUUUCUGACGCGUAAUGAUGUACGUAAUAUGGAGAGGCUGAUAAGGAACUCACCUCAUGAAUUGCAUUUGGAUGAUCGGUGCAGUGUGAAAAUGUGGGUGCAGAGGCAUCAUAAGCACGUUUUUUACUUUCAGGAGAGUUGUGGUUGUGAGGAUUUUGUGUUGGGUGUCCAGACGGAUUGGCAGCUGCAGCAGAUGCUUCGAUAUGGGCAUGGUGGAUUUAUAGCUUCUCAUCUGGUUUCGGGGUCUAAGAAAUUUAAGCAGUUGUGCUCGUUGCUCGCAUUUGACUCGUCACAAAAUGCAAUACCAGUUGCUUGGAUCAUUUCUUCCUCUUCCAUUGGUCAAAAUAUUCACAAAUGGAUACCGUCUCUUGUUGAAAGAAUACGAGGCAAGGACACAAGAUGGAGACCUAAUGCAGUUCUAGUGGAUGAUCCCUCUUUCGAGGCUUCAAUUCUUCGUGAGGCCUUCCAGUGUCGGGUUCUGUUAUGCCUGUGGCAUGUUCGUCGUGGUUGGCUCAAAGGUUUAUUGAAAUAUUGCAACAAUUUCGAUGUGCAAAGAGAGAUGUUUAAGCAGUUAGGAAGGAUUUUGUACUGCACGAGAAAUGGUUCGAGUGUUGCAGAUGCUGUUGAGGAGUUUGUGCAAAUAUUUGUCGACCAGUAUGCAUUUAUAGAAUACUUCAGAAGUAAAUGGUUGUCGAAAAUAGAAUUAUGGGUCAACUGCGUCAGAACUCUCCCGGUUGCACCUCAAGAAACUAUUGCUUCAAUCGAAUCCUACCACCUAAGACUGAAGUCCAAGGUUCUAUCACAAGAUUCCGAUCAAAGAGUUGACUUUUUGAUACACGCACUGACCUCCCAAUUCCACUCAUUCUAUUGGUUCGAGCAAUACACAGUCGAAACGGGAUAUUUCGAAAAUUUAAGAGACAGGUUCAGCAUUACCAACCCAUGGAAUCAAGCAACACACAUCCCCGACAUUGACGUCUUAUUGGACGAGGAAAACCUCCAGCUGGCAAAAGUCGUGUCUCAAGCAGAUAAUAACGUGGCCUACACAAUAUGGAACCCUGGUUCAGAAUUUGCUCUGUGUGAUUGUUCUUGGUCAAUGGUCGGCAACAUGUGCAAGCACGUAAUUAAGGUUGCUAUUUUCUGCAGAAGUCGUCAGAUAGCAAGGCCUUUGUUGUCUGCUCAAGUGUAUAGGCAGACAUUGGUUAAUUUACUCCAGAAUCUUCCGGAAGAUCCUCUUGUUCUUGAACAUGCGAUUUCGCACGUCACACGAUUAGAACAAGAUAUUAAAAGCUUGGAGGAUUUGUCGAAUAGUGGAUUACUGCAGCCAUUGUCUUCAAUUGAUCAGCAGAAUUAUAGGAUCCUUAAAUGAAUUUUGCCGAGUUUUUUUUCUCGUUGUGGAGGUAUGUAUAUUGUUUUUAUUUAGUUACUAUAACCUAUGGUAAGUUGUUUUCUUACUGCAAUAUCACUAUGAAGCUUGUUGAAAA